This is a messenger RNA of Bipolaris maydis ATCC 48331, 1773 nucleotides long. RefSeq lists its product as uncharacterized. The record is from RefSeq and is a predicted model, not a curated record. NCBI's taxonomy places the organism in Eukaryota, Fungi, Ascomycota, Dothideomycetes, Pleosporales, Pleosporaceae. Gene Ontology annotation, molecular function: sulfide:quinone oxidoreductase activity; FAD binding. Gene Ontology annotation, cellular component: mitochondrion.
AACCAAGCCGAAAGACCCACAAGGGAGAGGAAUUGGAGUAAACGCCAACCAUGUUCUGCGCUCGUAUUUCCAAAUCAGCGGCACCACGCUCUCUUGUCAAGACCAGCCAUGUGGCACCAUCUUUCAUUCGGAAUCUUGCAACAGUCUCACCAGUGCAGACGGCUACUCGUAAUCACAAAAUUGUUGUGAUUGGCGGUGGUUCAGCUGGUAUCGCUCUCUCCCACCAAUUGCUUCGCAAAGGGAAUUUUGCCCAAGACGAUAUUGCCAUUGUUGAUCCCGCGGAAUGGCACCACUACCAACCCGGCUGGACCCUUGUUGGCGGUGGUCUGAAAAAGAAGGAAGAGCUUCGACGCCCACUAAAAGACUUGAUCAACCCCAAAUUCAAGUUCUACAAUACAGCCGUAGGAAGCCUUAACCCAGAUCAAAACUACAUUACUACUGGUGCUGGAGAGAAGAUCGGGUAUGAGCAACUUGUCGUCGUACCUGGAAUCACGCUGGAUUAUGGAGCCGUCCCCGGUUUGAAAGAAGCGCUGGAAGAGAAGGAAUCAAUGGUUUCUACCAUCUACGACUAUGCGUACUGUGACAAGGCGUAUAGCAAUAUCCAGAAGUUCAAAAAGGGUGAUGCGGUGUUUACCCAGCCAGCCGGUGUAGUCAAGUGUGCGGGCGCACCACAAAAGAUCAUGUGGCUUGCAUUAGACUACUGGAAGUAUGCUGGUUUAUACAACCAUACAUCUUCCAGCGAAUCACCAAUCAAAAUUGCGUUCGCAACUGGCUUGCCGAAGAUGUUUGGUGUAGACAAGUACAGCCAAACCCUCGAAAAACUCCGCGUAGAACGCGGAGUGCAAGGCCUCUUCCAACACGACCUAACCUCAAUCUCCGGCAACACCGCCACCUUCAACGUCCCCAACCAAGAUCCCAUCAAACGCCACUUCGACUUCCUGCACGUCGCCCCGAAAAACGUGCCCUGGCCCUUUGUUAAAAACAGCCCGCUAGCCAACGACGCCGGCUACGUCGCCGUCUCAGACAGCACAACGCAACACACCAAAUACCCAAAUGUGUGGUCCAUCGGCGACGCCUCCUCGCUCCCCACUAGCAAAACCGUCGCAGCCAUCACCGCCGAAGCACCCGUCCUCGUAUCUAACCUGCUCAGCCACAUGCAAGGGAAGCAGCUAGAAGCCGAGUAUGAUGGUUACACGUCAUGCCCGCUACUCACAGGGCAGAAGGAGGUGCUGCUUGCGGAAUUCAAGUACGGGGGUGUGCCGAAGGAGACGUUUGGGAAGGUGUUGGGAGUUGAUCAGGGGGUGCCCCGGAAGGCGUUUUAUUGGUUGAAGAAGGAGUUUUUUCCCUGGGUGUAUGGCAGGUAUCAUGUUAAGGGGGAAUGGGCGGGGCCGAAGGGGUUUGCGAAGUGAGGGUAUGGAGAGGGUUUAGAGGAGAGAGUGAUGCUGGGGUUAGCAUGUCUGCUCGCUGCACGAGGAAGAGAGGGGAAUACCUUUAGCAAAACCAGUCGAGCUGGUGACUUCGCUUUUGGACAUUUUAAAAGCUCAGUAGUAGCUAUUGCAGCUAUAUAUUCAUAGAUAACAGAAGCUAAAUAUGGGCGAGAUCGUGGGCAAGCUGCACAAAAGCACAGACCGCAAUUCCUUUGUGUAGUAUAGGUUACACGAACUGUCUACCUACAUAAUCUUUGAGCAGCUCAGCCUACUGAGCUAUGAGAUGGAUACCAGCUGAAAACCAUUGCUGUCUUCAAGCCAAUAAAUUUAUAGACAGCUGUACCAA